Messenger RNA from Poecilia latipinna (sailfin molly), 1193 nucleotides. It is a transcript of the gene tax1bp3, whose product is annotated as Tax1 (human T-cell leukemia virus type I) binding protein 3. The record is from RefSeq and is a predicted model, not a curated record. NCBI's taxonomy places the organism in Eukaryota, Metazoa, Chordata, Actinopteri, Cyprinodontiformes, Poeciliidae. Gene Ontology annotation, molecular function: protein kinase binding. Bases 231 to 617 code for a protein of 128 amino acids. Gene Ontology annotation, cellular component: adherens junction; postsynaptic density; postsynaptic membrane. The transcript is spliced from 4 exons. Gene Ontology annotation, biological process: establishment or maintenance of epithelial cell apical/basal polarity; embryo development; cell-cell adhesion.
AUGAAACACGCACAUCUGAGUUUGCUGGGCGGCGAGAUUACGUCAUCUGGGAAGACGCUGGUUUUCUGUUCGGGAUCAGCCUACUGGUAACUCAUGGGAAGUUGUUUCUCCACUAAAAUCACAUUUUAAAAACUUUUACGAAAGCUUUUGUUAAACAUUCCUCGGCUCGUUCUUUUAUUUUAUUUUUGUUUGUUUGUUUGUUUGUUUUUUUGUUAAAUCACAGCUAAACGAUGUCGUUUGUCCCCGGUCAACCAGUGACUGCAGUUGUGCAAAGAAUUGAAAUCCAGAAGCUGUGCCAAGGAGAAAACCUGAUUCUGGGCUUCAGCAUCGGAGGCGGUAUCGACCAGGACCCCGGGCAGAACCCCUUCUCUGAGGACAAGUCAGAUAAGGGAAUCUAUGUGACCAGGAUAACUCCAGGAGGACCAGCAGAAGUUGCAGGGUUGAGGAUAGGAGACAAAAUCAUGCAGGUGAACGGCUGGGAUAUGACCAUGGUGACUCACGACCAGGCUCGUAAAAAGCUGACAAAGAAGAGGGAAGACGUGGUGAGGCUACUGAUAACCAGGAAGUCCCUGGAAGAAGCGGUUAAACAUUCAAAGGGGAGUCAUCCCAGACAGUGAUCUGCCUGCACAGACCAAUGAGAGGACAGCAAAGGACCGGGUAGUUUAACAAACUCUGCAGACGUCUCCAAAUGCAGCUGCCUUGUGGCCUGUAAAGCUACAUCAAUGCAAAGAAAACAAACAGAUUCAAGUCCAUCCAUUUUACAUUUGGAGACUUAUUGAGUUAUCUGAGGCUCGAGUGUAAUCCCAAUUGCUAUAAACUUAUUAGCUUUCCCUUUAAGACCCAUUCCUACUCAGUAAGAAAUGAAAUCACCUGAACAGUGAAGUGAGUUUGAUCUUCAUACUACAGCACACGAAUGUAAUUCCAGGUUUACCUUUUGUAACUUUUGACCACUGGCAGAACAAAUACAAAGGCUUGGAAAGCAGAAACGUUGAUUGUGUUGAUGAGUGUUAAAACAAAAAUGAUUCCUUCAUUCUGAUUUAGCUGAUGUUUGUUAAAUUAAUCUCGUUGGCAUUCAGAUACCGGGUACUGCAACUAAAUCGUAUUGAUCACACUUAACGAUCAGUUUUCCUCUUAUCUGAAGCAAAGACCCAAUAUUCUGCUAUCCAAAAUAAACGCCAAAGUUAAAGCCAAAA